Molecule: messenger RNA, 5615 nt
Organism: Leishmania braziliensis MHOM/BR/75/M2904
Lineage: Eukaryota; Euglenozoa; Kinetoplastea; Trypanosomatida; Trypanosomatidae
Product: SLACS like gene retrotransposon element
Exons: 1
Molecular function (GO): protein binding
Source: RefSeq, a predicted model, not a curated record
AUGAACCCAUCCGCUUGCAAAGGACAAUCCGGCAGGAGGACCUCUAUCCCAAAUCCUGGGGGCACCCCCCCUCCUUACCAAAAAAAGUGGCGGGAAGGAACCCGCGCGACCGAAACACGUGGACAGCGAAGCCGUGCUGAAAUUCCACAAUUAACCACGCAAAGAUACGUGGACACCGCCAGAAAUGGCGCACUUCAAGCUCACGGUGAUCGUGACGCUUAUUUUAUAACUAAAAACACAAAAAACCACGGCGGAAUGCCGGUAAAACAAAAUUUUAACACCGCACCUCUCACAGUUGAAAAGUGGGAAUGCGGACCAAAAAAACUAAACUAUUUAUAUUCAGAGGAAGAACUUUCCUCACCCAGAGAGCGGGCGAACAGCCAACACCUUAAACGUAAUGUAAAUGUGGAAACAGGAUCCACAACAAACGGACAGCGCAGCCACGCUGUAAUUCAGAAAUACGCUGAUGUCGUCAUAAACGGCGUAUUUCGAGGUCACGGUGAUCGUGACUUUUAUUUAAAAAACAAAAACGACAAGGAACAAGACGGAAUGCCGUUAAAACAAGUCUUUAACACCGCACCUCUCACAGUUGAAAAGUUGGGAAGCGGACCUAAAAAGUCUAAUUAUUUAUUUUCCGAGGAAGAAUAUUCCUCACCCAGAAAACGGGCCAGAAGCCAACAAGAUAACGAUAACUUAAACGUGGAAACAAAAUCCACAACAAACGGACAGCGCAGCCACGCUGUAAUUCCGAAAUACGCUGAUGUCGUCAUAAACGGCGUAUUUCGAGGUCACGGUGAUCGUGACUUUUAUUUAAAAAACAAAAACGAUAAGGAACACGGCGGAAUGCCGGUAAAAAAAGUUUUUAACACCGCACCUCCCACGGUUGAAAAGUUGGGAAGCGUGCCAAAAAAAUUUAAUUAUUUAUAUUCCGAGGAAGAACUUUCCUCACCCAGAGAGCGGGCUGACAGCCAACACCUUAAAUUUAACGUAAAUGUGGAAACAGGAUCCACAACAAACAGACAGCGCAGCCACGCUGUAAUUCCGAAAUACGCUGAUGUCGUCAGAAACGGCGUAUUUCGAGGUCACGGUGAUCGUGACUUUUAUUUAAAAAACAAAAACGAUAAAGAACACGGCGGAAUGCCGGUAAAAAAAGUUUUUAACACCGCACCUCCCACAGUUGAAAAGUUGGGAAGCGGACCUAAAAAUGUUAAUUAUUUAUUUUCCGAGGAAGAACUUUCCUCACCCAGAGAGCGGGCGAACAGCCAACACCUUAAACGUAAUGUAAAUGUGGAAACAGGAUCCACAACAAACGGACAGCGCAGCCACGCUGUAAUUCAGAAAUACGCUGAUGUCGUCAUAAACGGCGUAUUUCGAGGUCACGGUGAUCGUGACUUUUAUUUAAAAAAGAAAAACGAUAAGGAACACGGCGGAAUGCCGGUAAAAAAAGUUUUUAACACCGCACCUCCCACGGUUGAAAAGUUGGGAAGCGUGCCAAAAAAAUUUAAUUAUUUAUAUUCCGAGGAAGAACUUUCCUCACCCAGAGAGCGGGCUGACAGCCAACACCUUAAACGUAAUGUAAAUGUGGAAACAGGAUCCACAACAAACGGACAGCGCAGCCACGCUGUAAUUCAGAAAUACGCUGAUGUCGUCAGAAACGGCGUAUUUCAAGGUCACGGUGAUCGUGACUUUUAUUUAAAAAACAAAAACGACAAGGAACACGGCGGAAUGCCGUUAAAACAAGUCUUUAACACCGCAUCUCCCACAGUUCAAAAGUUGGGAAGCGGACCUAAAAAGUCUAAUUAUUUAUAUUCCGAGGAAGAAUAUUCCUCACCCAGAAAACGGGCCAGAAGCCAACAAGAUAACGAUAACUUAAACGUGGAAACAAAAUCCACAACAAACGGACAGCGCAGCCACGCUGUAAUUCAGAAAUACGCUGAUGUCGUCAGAAACGGCGUAUUUCGAGGUCACGGUGAUCGUGACUUUUAUUUAAAAAACAAAAACGACAAGGAACACGGCGGAAUGCCGUUAAAACAAGUCUUUAACACCGCACCUCCCACGGUUGAAAAGUUGGGAAGCGUGCCAAAAAAAUUUAAUUAUUUAUAUUCCGAGGAAGAACUUUCCUCACCCAGAGAGCGGGCUGACAGCCAACACCUUAAACGUAAUGUAAAUGUGGAAACAGGAUCCACAACAAACGGACAGCGCAGCCACGCUGUAAUUCCGAAAUACGCUGAUGUCGUCAGAAACGGCGUAUUUCGAGGUCACGGUGAUCGUGACUUUUAUUUAAAAAAGAAAAACGAUAAGGAACACGGCGGAAUGCCGGUAAAAAAAGUUUUUAACACCGCACCUCCCACAGUUGAAAAGUUGGGAAGCGGACCAAAAAAUGCUAAUUAUUUAUUUUCCGAGGAAGAACUUUCCUCACCCAGAGAGCGGGCGAACAGCCAACACCUUAAAAUUAAUAUAAAGACGCAAACAGGGGCCACAACACACGCACGCCUUUCACACCCGGCCGGGAAAAGGAUCGCGGAGCCGUGGCUCCCACAAUUCGAUGAACUCCAGGGAGCCUUCGAGCUGGCGAAAACACUCGACACAGCCAUCGUCGAGCACACCGAUCUGGCUGGGAAACUGUUCGCCAGACACACCGCCAUGCUCAAGCGACAUUUCGAGUGGGCGAAUCCUAUCCACAGCAGCUUCUAUUACUGCACAGCUGUGGAUGUCAACGGAGCCGGUUGCACAUACGCAAACGACUCCGAAAAGGCGGUCCAGGACCACAUUCGCGAGCGCCACCCCGGGUCCGGAGCAACACCACGACGAUUCGGAAUGUCACCAUUCCACGGCGGCAUGGCGACAAUCGGGCCGUCGUGCUCGAUAACGGCCGCCGUCGCCGCUGUCUGCACGAUGCCGGGAAUCCCGGACAUCGAUGCAACUCUCCUCCGAGCCUUCCGCGGAUCCACGGCCGACACCGCGCGGGAGGUGAUCGGAGCACUCGGCCUCCAGCUUCCCACCUCACCGGGAUGGGCCCUGGAGAAACUCACGGCACAGGACGACGCCAUCAGACGCACCUUCGCCGCCACGGCGCGCCAAGACAUCUACUGUUCCUGGUGCGGUGAAACGGAAGAGGGACAGCCAGAACCACAGAUAGCAACUGUGACCUACGAGGCGCCGGCCGGCGGCCUCCCAGGCACCACGGCGACCGCUAUCAGCGAGGCAUUCGGCCACGUAUCGGCCAACUUGCCUCACCACUGCCCGGCUUGCCGCACCGAAGGCGCCACUCUAUCUGCACUGUCGGUUUUUCUCUUCGGAGAAGCCGUGGCAAUCACAGUCAUACCGCCAGCUGGAAACCAGAAAGCGGUAGGUCUGCCGGAAUUGCCGCUGGAGGUGAUGCUCCCGACGGCGCUCUUCAGCCAGAACCCCUAUAAACUCCACGCCGCGAUCUGCGCCACGACGUCGAAGCACGUGGUCGCAUACGUCCUGUGCCGGGAAGAUGGGAAGGAGCAAUGGCACCGCUACGACGGCACCGUUCACGACACAGACGUGCCGCCGCCAGACCCAGCCACCAUCGACACCCUGAUCUUCACACGCGCUCCCUACAAGCCGGCCGGCGAGGGAGACAACGAGGAGGACACAGGCACCCACCCAGUCAGGCCAACGCGGCCAACAGCACCGCCACCGCCACCGUCACGCGACCCGUGGGGCCGCACAACCUACGGCAUGCACCCGGACAUCGCGGAGCAAGAGGAGGAAGACACCGGGAUCGCACCCAGGCCGGCCGAGCCACGGACGGAGACACACACACCACCCAGCCAGCCACCCGACACCGAAAGGGAGGGAGAGGAGAGCGACACGACCGAGAGCGUGCACACGGAGCCCGACCAGGCCGCCGAGGACGUGUCACAAACCUCCGACGAGGCACGGCACCGAUUUCGCCACGGCGAGAACACGGCAGCACAGCAGACCGGGACGAUCCACUGCCCGGUCUGCCCGCGCACAUGGACAUCGCGCGCCCGCCGGCAACAGCAGACCAGCCACCUUAACACCACCCACGCCAGGGAGGUGGUGAGGGUGGACGCGCUGAAGGCCACCGGGGUAGACCGUUGCCUCUCGUGCGGCGAGUUCGUCAUCGCGUCCGGAAACGCGCGACGAGCACACGGCCGGAAAUGCGGCGAGUUCGUCACCAGGGCGGUCCGCAACCAGAAGCGCGCCCGGACAGAGCAGAGCACACCCCGGCAGGACGCAGGGAUGGAGCCCACUCCGGAGACACCGCCACCACCGACACGCCACCGCACCAGACCCACGGAGGCCGACGCCGAGUGGGUGCAGGAGUUUCCCGCCACGAUCCGGACACUCCGGAAGCAGGAAUGGGGACACUGGGCCGAGGCGGUCGGCCACACCCUCCUCGGCUACACCGCGGCGGCCGCCGCGGGACGCUACCAGCGCCAGAUGGCGCUUACCGAGCUGGUGCGCACUCGCCUCGCCAAACCGCGCGCACCAGCACGGGAGGAGGACGAGAGCCACCAAGAGGAACCCAGCGAGACGCCCAGGGAGGGAGAAAGAGACGAGCCGUACACGGGCCACGCCGGCGCCACACGGCGAGCCAACACGGAGGAGCACCUUCCCACCAGAGACGCGCACACCGCUGAGGAACGCCGCGCGCGCCGCAUCCUCCACCAACUCUCGCUAGGAGCCGUCGGAAAGGCGGCGCGCACGCUGUUCCAGGCACAGCUCCCACGCGCGCGCGCCAGCGAGGCACUGGACCAGCUCCGCGCGCUUCACCCGCAGGAAGACCCAGCGGGGUACCCGUGCCCACCACAGACACCUUUUCCCCACGGCCUAAAGCCGGAGAAGGUCAGGAACGUGGUGCUGAAACGGCUCGGCCGAGCUGCCGCACCGGGGCUCGACGGAUGGACCCGAGAACUGCUCGUUCCCGUGGUCGAAAAUGCGGCGCUCCUGGCGGAGACGACCGCACUGAUGCAAGACAUCCUCGCCGGGAACGUGUCGGCGUCCUUCGCGUUCCGCCUCCGCGCGUGCGUCGUCCACCCGUUCCUGAAAGAACCGGGGUCGCCGAAGGUCCGGCCAAUCACGCCGGAGUCGGUGUGGCUGAAAAUCGCCUCGCACCUCGCGCUGGACGCGGUGGAAAAGCCGUUCCGCGACAUCUUCCAGGGAUGGCAAUUCGGUGUGUGGGGCGACGCCGCCGAGGCGGUCGCCCAGAUCCGGGAGACGUACGCGAGCGAGUCGGCCGACACGCUCGUCGCGCUAGACGCGACCAACGCGUACAACCGCGUCUCCCGCGCAUGGGUGCUGAGGGCGGCGUUCCGCCACCACGCCCUCCGCCACACGUUCGGGGUGGUAGACCUUUCCCUCGGGGAGCCGGGCGCCCUUGGCGUCUACGAGGGCGGCCGCCGGGUAGAGCAACUCUGGUCGACGCGCGGCGUCCGCCAGGGCAUGGUGCUCAGUCCCCUUCUCUUCGCCACCGCCGUGGCCGAGACACUGCGGCCGAUUAUGGCGGCGCACCCGCUCGCCAAAGUGACGGCGUACCUCGACGACCUGACCGUCGUCGGUCCACGGGCGGCAGUCCAGGCAUUCCUGGACGAGGCGGGGCCGGCGCUCGCGGCCACCGG